Penicillium riverlandense is the source of this 2889-nucleotide messenger RNA. RefSeq names its product putative vacuolar morphogenesis protein AvaB. The coding region runs from base 1 to 2889 and encodes 962 amino acids. Gene Ontology annotation, cellular component: cytoplasm; fungal-type vacuole membrane. NCBI's taxonomy places the organism in Eukaryota, Fungi, Ascomycota, Eurotiomycetes, Eurotiales, Aspergillaceae. Gene Ontology annotation, biological process: vesicle-mediated transport; intracellular protein transport; autophagy. The transcript has 2 exons. Gene Ontology annotation, molecular function: protein binding. The record is from RefSeq and is a predicted model, not a curated record.
AUGUUAUCCGCAUUCACCGCGCGGCCGCUUGUCGAGCUGAAACCGCGCGACAAAUCCCAAAUCACCGCCGUCCUAGCCCACGGCGACCGGCUCCUCGCGGGCCUCAGCAACGGCAGUCUCCGCAUCUACCGCCUGAACGACGACCAAAGCACCGACCUCCUCCGCGAAGAAGACAAAUUCGCCCGCUAUAAGAUCGAUCAGCUGGCCCUGGUCAAGGAGGCGGAGGUUCUGGUCUCCUUGGCAGGCGGGUAUGUCGCUCUGCACGAUGCGCAGUCGUAUGAGCUGCAGGAGCAACUUGCACAGACCAAGGGCGCGGGGACGUUUGCCAUCACCUCGAAUGUUGUGACUGAUUCCGAUGAUAUUCCUGUUAUUAUUUCGAGAAUGGCGGUCGCGGUUAAGAGGAAGAUUAUGCUGUGGGUUUGGAGGGAUAUGGAGCUCGAAACCCAUGUCUCGGAGUUGAGUCUUGCGAGUGGGAUUAAGACGCUCACUUGGGUUUCGGGGACGAGAAUGGUCGUUGGGUUGACCUCGGGCUUUGUGCUGGUUGAUGUUGAGUCAGGGGAAGUGACCGAGCUGGCGGGACCUGGGAGUAUCGAAGAGCCCGGCCGGUUUACAGGGGUUGGGGCCGCGAGCAUGAGCUAUAUCGGGAUAGGAGGCAUGGUUCCCAGGCCACUGGCAACAAGGCUCUGUGAUGGUGAGAUUCUGUUGGCGAAAGAUAUCCAUACGCACUUUAUCGAUGUGGACGGUCAAUCGCUCGGCCGGAGACAGAUUCCCUGGAGCCAUGCGCCCGCCGAGCUCGGAUACUCAUAUCCCUUCCUUCUCGCCUUGCACGAUGCGUCGAAGGGCGUGCUUGAAGUACGCAACCCAGAAACACUGACAUUGCUACAAUCUAUCCCCUUGUCCGCUGCCAAAAUCCUACACAUCCCGCAACCAAACAUCAGUCUCGCGCACGCUGGGAAAGGGUUCCUCGUUGCAAGUGAUCGAACCAUCUGGCGCAUGGAGGCUCUGAGUUACGACACGCAGAUUGACUCCCUGAUCGAGAAUGGGUAUCUGGAUGAAGCUAUCAGUCUCCUAGAUAUGCUGGAAGAUGCGCUGCUUCGGGACAAACCCGGCAGACUGCGUGCUGCGAAGCUGGAGAAGGCGCAGAGCCUUUUUGCGGCGCAUAAAUACCGCGACGCGUUAGAUUUGUUUACGGAGGUUUCGGCGCCGCCGGAGACGGUCAUUCGGCUUUAUCCGCGUGUGAUUGCGGGGGAGCUCUCGGCCGUGGAGAGUGAUGGGACUGCUUCUCAGGAUGGCUCUGAAGCUGCCGCUGGGGGUGCUCCAUAUGCGGGUUCUGUGAUAUCCUUUUUAAGGAAGACAGAUGAAAGUAGUGAAUCGGGCAGUAUCCGGGAGGACAAGACCCUCAAAUCGGCUGUCCGUGAGCUACAAGGAUAUCUGGCCGACGUGCGCCGACGCUUCCAGCGCUUCCUCAAUCCCGAUGGCUCUCUCAAGGACCGGCCCACCCCCGGAGACGAAGCCAGCGAUUCCGUCCUUAAGCUGCUUGAUUUCCCCGACGAUUUUGAGACAGCUAUCAACUCCAAAGCCCGGUUAGUCGACACGACUCUGUUCCGUGCACACAUGUUCGCCACGCCCUCGCUGGCUGGAUCUCUCUUCCGUAUUGCCAAUUUCUGUGACCCAGCCGUGGUUAUGGAGCGUCUUGAGGAAACGGAGCGGUAUAACGAUCUGAUUGAUUUUCUCUAUGGCAAGAAACUCCACCGUCAAGCCUUGGAGCUCCUCCAGCGUUUUGGCCAGUCAGACUCGGACUCAAUCCCUGAUGUUCUUCGCGGCCCAACCCGCACAGUGGCCUACCUCCAGAACCUUUCCGGGGAUCACGUUGACCUGGUCCUUGAAUUUGGGGAGUGGCCCACUCGCACAAAUCACGAGCUGGGGAUGGAGAUAUUCCUGGCAGACACCGAAAACGCAGAGACGCUGCCCCGGCACCAGGUUCUGGAGUUUCUGGAGAACAUUGAUUCUUCUCUUGCCGUGCAAUACCUCGAGCAUAUCAUCGAGGAAUGGAACGACAUGACUCCCGAUCUGCACCAGCGCCUCCUGAUUUUGUAUCUGGACCGACUGAGUGAAGGAGAAGUGCAGAAGAAGUUCCUGGCCAUGUUGAGGGAUAGUGAACAGUAUUCGCCGGCGAAGAUGUUAGACCGUCUUGAUCGAGACAGUAAGUUGUUUUCCAGUGAGUGGUCACACAAUCAUCUAACGGCAGUAGAUCCGGAUCUCUACGAGGCACGAGCCAUUGUAUUCAGCAAGAUGGGCCAACACCGACAGGCGCUGGAGAUCUACGUCUUCCAACUGGAAGAUCACGAGAAAGCAGAAGAGUAUAUCAUCCUGAAUUCUAGUGGCAACCACAUACUAAUCUGCCUUAGAUACUGCAACCGCGUGCAUCGCAGCGAACCAGCCGAAGAAGAAAUCUACCUCACGCUGCUCUCCCUCUACCUCUCACCACCACACGGCUACAAGCAACAGCAUGUCCCCGCGCUCUCCCUCCUCGCAAAGCACGGAUCCCGUCUCCCUGCCGACGCAGCCCUCUCCCUCAUCCCCGCCACGCUGCCCGUCCAAGAACUCGAGUUCUACUUCAAGGGCCGCAUGCGCGCCGUCAACUCGGUCUUCAAUGAAGCGCGCAUCGUGGCGAAUUUGCGCAAGUCCCGCGAUAUGCAGACGCAGGCGCAGCUCCUUCUUGGUGAGGGUGUUCGUGGCGGUGGCACGCGGGCGCGACAUGUUACCAUCACCGAGGAGAGGAUCUGUGGCGUGUGUCAUAAGCGGUUGGGCGGGAGUGUGAUCAAUGUGUUUCCCGAUAAUACGGUGGUUCAUUUGGGGUGUGCUAAUCGUGUUGGUCGGUCGGAGUAG